Messenger RNA from Oncorhynchus mykiss (rainbow trout), 2268 nucleotides. Its product is annotated as gasdermin-E. Gene Ontology annotation, cellular component: cytoplasm. NCBI's taxonomy places the organism in Eukaryota, Metazoa, Chordata, Actinopteri, Salmoniformes, Salmonidae. Gene Ontology annotation, biological process: programmed cell death. The record is from RefSeq and is a predicted model, not a curated record.
ACCAACCCAAAUACGUAUAGCUACACUCUUAGAAAAAGGGUUCCAAAAGGGUUCUUUGCAUAGGGUUCUACCAAGAGCCGUUUUCAUCUGAAGAAUCCUUUUUGGAAAAUGAUGGUUAUUUAAGGUAAAAGAUUCUACCUAGAACUUUUUAUAUCCUGCAAACCAUUUUUGGAAGAAAGGGUUAUUUGAUAAUUAUUUGGAAGGAAAGAAGGGUUCUUCUACACAGAACCCUUCUGAAUCUGAAUAAGCUUUUUAUUGUACCUUUAUUGGAAACCACAUACAUGAGAACCUUACAGUGACAUGCUAGCGGCUAGUCCACUGUUACAGCACAGUGUACAGUGGUAGAGAGAAACCUACAUAGAAUUCACAUAGAAACCUGCUAUUUUAUACAAUGCAUUGUGAUUGUGGACUGGUUGGCAUAGUUGGUUCCAGCUGUAAUAGGACGCUACUGUAUUUAAUCAAACUAGGAAACAAACUGUGGGUGUAUUUGGAAUGCAGUUCCUGUGUCAUUGUGAGAAGGGGGUGUGGCAAAGACACUCCUCUUAUAGGCUUGUGACUGACACAUCCCCUUCAGAGAUUUAGCACUGACUGAGUCCCAAGGACCUGGAGGAAGAAACGGUGAGAACCUGCCUGAGACACCAUUCUCAACCAUCUCCUCAUCUGUCUCCUUGACCUCUUUGGACUUAUAGCUAUGGCUACGUUUGCCUCAGCAACAGAAAACUUUGUGAAGAACGUGGAUUCUGAUGGCAACCUGAUACCUGUGUCCUCCCUGAACAACUGUGGCAAGUUGAACCCUCUCUCACUGGUUCUCAAACAGUCACCUUUCUUUAUGAAAACCAAAUACACGCCUACUAAGUUGACCCUCGAUGAUGUGUUUACCAAAAAUACACCCUUAAAUCCAGCUGUCAAGGAGUCUGAAUUUGUGGACUACAGUGCGACAUUUAGUGACAGCCGAGAUGCCAGCGUAGACGUGGAGACAAAAUUGGCGGCAGAUGCAGUUAAUGUAAACUUUAACAUGGGGGCAAAACACGCCUCCACACACAAGUCGUCCCUUGGCAAACUGAAGAAAGAAGAGGUUGACCUGAAGUGGUUACAAAACAACUCAAAACACAAGCUUCUGGACAUGUCCCACUAUCUGAUCCAGGAGGCCCGUAAUAGUAGGUCUGUGUUUGGGGUGGUGAUGGAGAGGAUUGUGACGAGUGAGCCGUGCUCGAUAAGAGUAAAGAAGCAUCAGGCUGGAAAAUGUGGUGCUGGAGGGAAGGUCACUGGAGUCCCGGUGUCUGUAAAGGCGAAAGGCAAAGUACAAGAAGUCAAAGAUGUGUUCCUGGAGAUUCCUAAAAACACUGUCAUUGCCUACAGCAUUGAUGAGAUCAUGGUCCAACUCGAUGGACACUUUGAGGUGCGCUCCUUUGGAAAGGGUGGGUUUGAAAGAGCCUGGAACCUUGUAGGUUCAUGCAAUAUGUCCUCGGUGGUGUCGCUCCCAAAGGAAUGCCUCCUUCGUCAAGAACUGGCAAAACUGAGGGGUCAUUUCCAGGUGCUGUCAUCCCUGCCAACAGCUAAACGCUCCUCUCUGCUCCAGCUCCUCAAGACAACCAUGGAGGACAGAGAGGCAGUCAGUGUACUGGAGAGUGUGCUGGAUCAGAUGUUGGUUGAUGAGACACCUGACAUGGAUGAUCUUAUGGAGGAGACUGAGAAGCAGACAGUCCAGACCAUAUUGGACCUUUUACAUGAGUCUGAUGGAACAAAUGAGGGCCAGACAUACGACGAGCCACCCUCACUGCUCUGUUCCGUCAACCUCAUUGUCAGCGCCAUGAAUGAAAUGCCAGAUGGGUGUCUCUCUGUGUUGGGAUCCUGUUGCAGUCCUCCAGUCUUACAGGCCCUGCAGAUCCUGGUGCAGCAUGUGGCAGCAGGGAGUGGGGAGACCCUCUCUCUGAGAGAUGCAGGUCUGGCUGUUCUGACUGAGGAGGAGCUGUAUCAGAGGACAGAGCGUCUCUUUGGUCUCUCUGAAGUUACACUGAAGAGAGAGGAGGACACACUGAGGACAGAGAUGAAGGACCAGCCUGGAUACCUUCCUCUAGUCAUGAGUAUCACUGUGAAAGGCCUGGCCUCUUUAGUGUAAGGAGGGAGAGAGAGGGAGAGAGACCAUGAAACUUGUCAAUCCUGUUUGACCCAUUCAGUAUUUUACUCCUGCGCUAGGUGAGCUGAAGAACUAGUGAACAACAGUGAAUGUAUCCUUGUAAUGUUUUCAGUAAAGUUCAACAAACGAUA